Messenger RNA from Botrytis porri, 813 nucleotides. RefSeq lists its product as uncharacterized. The coding region runs from base 1 to 813 and encodes 270 amino acids. The transcript has a single exon. The record is from RefSeq and is a predicted model, not a curated record. Gene Ontology annotation, cellular component: cytoplasm. Gene Ontology annotation, biological process: protein depalmitoylation. Lineage: Eukaryota; Fungi; Ascomycota; Leotiomycetes; Helotiales; Sclerotiniaceae. Gene Ontology annotation, molecular function: carboxylic ester hydrolase activity; palmitoyl-(protein) hydrolase activity.
AUGUCCUCGGAAAAUCAGCGCAGGCUUCCCAUCACCAUCCCCCCCAAAAGUGCUACGGAGCCGGCUCAACCAGCUACAUUCAUAUUUUUGCAUGGCUAUGGUUGGUCUGCCGAACAGUUCAAUCAGCAUCCUCCUAACAGAUUAUCUGUCGCAUAUCAUGUCCAUAAGUCGCCCAUACUUCAAAAUGUCAAGGUCGUUAUUCCAGAAGGUCUGGCAAAUGUUUGGGCUUCCCCUGGAAAGCGGACCUGGUAUAAUAUUGAUCAGCCUGUUCCCUCAGCUGGUGAUCCCCUGAAAACCGAUGAGUUUGGACAGCAUAAUUCUAAUGUGCGCGAUAUUGAAGUUUCGCUUGAUUAUUUUGAACAUCUCAUUGAUACGGAGGUUGCAAUGGGUACGCCUGCGAAUAGAAUCGUAUUCAUGGGAGAUAGUCAAGGUUCUUCAAUCUUGUAUCUUUUUUUGCUCACUCGAAGAAAGGCCGCGGACCUUGCAGCUAUCAUUACAUGGGCCGGGUUCUCCGCGACGCCGCUGGAAACAAUAGCACAGAUGCAAGAAAGAAAUGGACUAUUCGAAAGCUGGGCAAAGAAGACACGGUUGUAUAUGCUACACGGGAAGGAAGAUGUCUUCGUUCCUUUGUCGAGAUCUGAAGCUCUCGCGGCUGCGCUUGAGCGUUAUCGUGCCCGUGGUCAAGGAUUCACUACUCUUGAGUGGUUGGUUCUUGAUGGUUUGCGUCAUUCCUUGGUUGAACCUGUUUGGCCUUACGUUCGAAAGAUUCUGGAGCGCCUUUUAAUAGAAAGAGGAUCAGCAUCAAAGCUAUGA